This is a messenger RNA of Frieseomelitta varia, 3427 nucleotides long. RefSeq names its product glycerol-3-phosphate dehydrogenase, mitochondrial (gene Gpo1). The record is from RefSeq and is a predicted model, not a curated record. Gene Ontology annotation, cellular component: glycerol-3-phosphate dehydrogenase (FAD) complex; mitochondrion. Bases 204 to 2369 code for a protein of 721 amino acids. Gene Ontology annotation, molecular function: glycerol-3-phosphate dehydrogenase (quinone) activity; calcium ion binding. The transcript has 12 exons. Lineage: Eukaryota; Metazoa; Arthropoda; Insecta; Hymenoptera; Apidae. Gene Ontology annotation, biological process: glycerol-3-phosphate metabolic process.
AUCGUUUACCAUGGUUCAUUCGCUCGUGCGAGUCAGUGAAAUGUGCGCCGGCAUCCACUUCGAAUAUGUGCGUCGUUAAUUUUUAGUUUCGGGUAUCACACUCACCACCACUGUGCGCGAGUGUCCUCAACACUCCCGUGCUGCUAUCAAUUCGUUUCACAAUUUUUCCAGAAAGAUUCGUUCCACCAUAAGCGACAAGCAAGAUGGCAUCAUCGCUGAAACUGCUAGUGGGGGGUGCAAGUGCCAUUGGUGCUAGUGCCCUUACUUCUUAUCUAUUAAUGUCCGAUAGUACCGUGCACGCGGACGUACCGAAGCCACGACCACCUAAAAGACCCUUGCCAACCAGAGAGGAACAGGUGAAGACCUUAAAGAAUAAUGAGGAAUACGAUGUUCUCAUUGUUGGUGGUGGUGCAACGGGUGCUGGGUGCGCGUUGGAUGCUUGCACACGAGGCUUGAAAACAGCGUUGAUCGAGGGAGAUGACUUUGCCUCUGGUACAUCUUCCAGAAGUACAAAACUCAUCCAUGGUGGAGUGCGUUACUUGCAGAAGGCUAUAAUGCAAUUGGACGUAGAACAGUACAAAAUGGUCAAGGAAGCUUUGCACGAACGAGCUUCUAUGUUACACAGCGCACCUCACUUGGCUCAUCCUUUGCCUAUCAUGUUGCCCGUUUAUACGUGGUGGCAAAUUCCUUACUACUGGUUCGGUAUAAAAAUGUACGACCUUGUGGCUGGAAGUAAGACAGUAAAGUCGUCGUACUUUCUCAGCAAAAGCAAUGCGUUGGAAUUGUUCCCCAUGUUGAAAGGGGACAAACUUACGGGAGCAAUUGUCUACUAUGAUGGUCAACAGGAUGAUGCCAGGAUGAAUUUGGCAGUCGCACUUACCGCCUCAAGACAUGGCGCAACAGUCGUAAAUCAUGUUACGGUUGUUAAUCUCUUGAAAGGUCUUGAUAAGGACGGCAAUCGGGUCCUCACUGGUGCUCGCGUGAGAGAUGAACUUACAGGUGAACAGUGGGAUGUGAAAGCAAAGGCGAUAAUAAACGCAACGGGUCCAUUCACCGAUCAUAUCAGGAAGAUGGAUGACCAAGAUGUUAAAGAAAUCUGCUGUCCUUCUUCGGGUGUUCACAUUGUUCUUCCAGGUUACUACAGUCCUGAUCAAAUGGGUUUACUGGACCCAGCAACGAGCGAUGGCCGAGUGAUCUUCUUCCUACCCUGGCAGAAGCAAACGAUCGCAGGAACGACUGAUUUACCCUGUCAAGUAACGCAUAAUCCACGACCCACAGAAGAUGAAAUCAUGUUCAUUUUACGUGAAGUAAAGAACUACCUCAAUCCGGACGUUGAAGUCCGUCGCGGAGACGUAUUGUCUGCUUGGAGUGGAAUCAGACCCCUCGUCUCCGAUCCGAACAAACCAAACACUCAAUCUCUAGCCAGAAAUCAUAUCGUGCAUGUCAGUCCCACAAAACUUAUCACGAUAGCUGGAGGAAAAUGGACGACGUAUAGGGCAAUGGCCGAGGAAACCAUCGACGCAGCUAUCAAAGCUUGCGAUUUAAAACCUGAAAGACCCUGUCAGACAAAUGGUUUUCUCCUCGAGGGAGCUCAUGGUUGGAGUCCGACAAUGUACAUCAGAUUGGUACAAGAUUUUGGCUUGGAGUGUGAGGUUGCGCAACAUCUAGCCAAAAGUUAUGGAGAUCGUGCAUUUGCAGUAGCAAAAAUGGCUUCUCUCACUGGUAAAAGGUGGCCGAUCAUAGGUAAAAAGAUUCAUCCUGAAUUUCCGUAUAUCGAUGCCGAGAUUCGAUAUGGAGUUCGUGAAUACGCGAGAACGACGAUUGACAUGAUUGCAAGAAGAUUGAGAUUAGCUUUCUUGAACGUCCAGGCAGCACAAGAAGCUCUUCCAGCUAUCAUCGACAUCAUGGCGGAGGAAUUACACUGGACACCAGAUGAAAAAAAAAGGCAGCAUAAGUUGGCUUCUGAAUUUCUCGCUAAUGAAAUGGGACAAAUGGUUAACCGUGCAUCCCGUGACAAAAUUCCCAUUAAUCUCACGAAGGAGGAAAUUCAAUUGUACAUUAAACGUUUCGGGAUCAUCGACAAAGACAACAAAGGCUACGUUUCCAUUAACGAUAUCAGACGAGGACUUAAGUUAUUUGGUGACAAGGAAGUACCUGGUGAAGAGCUUCAUGAAAUACUGCGCGAAAUCGACACUAAUAUGAACGGUCAGGUCGAGUUGGACGAAUAUCUUCAGAUGAUGUCUGCUAUCAAAUCUGGACACGUGGCAUAUUCGCGUUUCGCAAGGAUGGCAGAGAUGGAAGAGGCGCAACACGAAAAAGAAGUAUUGAAGAAACAGAUCAGCGUGGAGAGAUCAGGCGGUGGACUGUAAAAAAGGUUCAUGUUCUGUGCGGCAUUGUACAAUUUCCCGCAAAUAUUUCUAAACGCAAUUCACAUGUUCAAAACAUAGCACUACGUAAAUUCAUUAUGACAGAAUCAUUAUUCACUCUGAAUUUCAAUUGUAGCCCACUCUAGUACAAAUAUUUUAGGAUUUUUAUAGACCUAUUUGUCUUUUUUCGUACUUUAUACAACGACUUUCUACCUUCGUUGCAAUUAGCUUGCGAGCUCAAAACGAACGAGAUGAAGUUAAGGAAAAGGAACAUUUUAUGCACGUAAAUGUACAUUAAUUACGGCUACGUCAAGUCUUAACUAAUUUAACGAUCAACUUCGAAGAAAAAAGAGAAUGACACGACCAUAAUAAGAAUUUCAAUUUUAAUAUGUAAAUAUUUUUGUGUACAGCGUUUUCAGUUUUCAUUAAGCGACAGAACAAAUAUGUUCUAAUCUGUAUAUAGGUCCUCAAGUGCACCAAUGUGAUCAAAAGAUGUAUUUAUGACUGUUGUAUACCAAGUCGGUACAAUUUUCAGAGAACUAUAUACACGAAUGUAUCGAAUAGUCUUGUGAUUACUUAUUGGUCACAAGCCAAAUAUCAUAAUCAUGAAACAUACAUUUCAUAAUUACAAAGGAUUGAUGUCACAGAAAAUUGAACUCUAGCUUAACAGUUUAAAGGAUGCAAUUUCAUAUAAAGAAAUAUACGAUUUUAUUGUAAGUUUGUUACUAUACAAUUGUAACAAAAUCGUCAAAUACUGUGAACAAUUCCCCAUCUAGAUUUACAUGUGAUACAAUUACACAUGCCAUUGGAUUGUAAGCUUGAUUUUAUUUUUAGAAUAUUCUCGAAGAUGAAUUUAUUUAUAAUUUACAUUAAUUGCUAAUGUAUAUUAGAGAAGAGUCUAUAUAUAUAUAUAGGUUAUUUGAUUAUUUAAAUGUAACUACUUAUUUAAUUUAUUGCGACUAACAUCAUGCAAUCACGACAUAUGACCGAUGUUAGAGAUUAAUUUAUUUCAUUUGUCAUUAGUCAUUACCAUUGACUAAUAAAAAGCCAUAUUGGAUUUA